AUUUGAAUCCAGAACAAACAAACUUGUCCUGAGGGCCAUGGGGGGGUGCUGUGCUUCUGCUCCCGUAAGCGCUGCGCAGCGAAUCGACGAUGAAUCAUACCCAGACAACGGAAAAAAACUGCGGAGAGAUGCCCUGAAAGAUGUGUACCAGUUAGGCGGAACCAUCGGCACUGGAGGCUUCUCAGUGGUCAAGCUGGCCACAGAUAGAGCCACCGGGGAGCAGUGGGCCUGCAAGAUCAUGUCGCUGCCUCGGCCGGGGCGGCAGCCGGCGCGGCGGAGGUCCAUCAUGCGAGAGGUAGACGUGCUGGUCAGGCUGGGCCUGGGGCAUCCCAACGUGUUGGCCCUGCGAGAGUACUUUGUUGAAAACAACAGGGUGUACCUGAUCAUGGAGCUGCUGCGAGGCGGCGAGCUGCUGGAUGCGGUGAACUCGCACGGAAACUACAGUGAGGCAGAUGCGCAGACCAUUUUCUCCCAGCUCAUGCGCGGCGUUCAAUACCUGCACUCUGUGGGCGUGGUGCACCGCGACUUGAAGCUGGACAACCUGCUGCUGGCAAAGAAGGGCGACAUCAGCACCGUCAAGAUUGCAGACUUUGGGGUCGCAAGGAAGCUACAUCCCAUGUAUGGCCUCAGGCAGAUGAGGACUGUGGUUGGCACGCCACAAUACAUGGCGCCAGAGGUGGUCUGUGCCAGCAAGCACAUCAUCGCCACCGCCGCCGGCACCGCAUACGGCCCAGCCUGCGACCUGUGGAGCUGCGGCGUCAUCCUGUUCAUGCUGCUGGGCGGCUACCCGCCCUUCUGGCACGAGAGCCAGCCACUGCUGCUCCGGUCAAUUUCACGUGGCAAGUUUGAAUUUGACGAUCCCGUGUGGCAGGAGGUCAGCAGAGAGGCCAAGGACCUCGUCUCCAAGCUGCUGGUGGUGGACCCAGACAAGCGGCUGACCCCUAAGCAGGUUCUGGCACACCCUUGGAUGGUGGGAUGCAGCCGGCAGGCGCGGCGGCUGCCACAGACGAGCGAGCGUAUGCGAACGGGCAUCCUCAACAGGCUACGCAAGCGCCCGAGCGAGGAGGGCCCACGGCUGCACGAUGUGAUCGCAGACGCAUCGGCAGCGGCGGCGGCAGCGGCGCUGCAGCAGCCUGUGGUUGAGUGGCCGGCCUGAACCAGUUGGAGGCGUUUGGCUUGAUGCCCAGCCUUUGGCGAGUCGCCACGGUUUUAUUGCGAGGCAGC
Molecule: messenger RNA, 1224 nt
Organism: Chlorella variabilis
Lineage: Eukaryota; Viridiplantae; Chlorophyta; Trebouxiophyceae; Chlorellales; Chlorellaceae
Exons: 8
Coding region: 38-1156 (372 amino acids)
Biological process (GO): protein phosphorylation
Molecular function (GO): protein kinase activity; ATP binding
Source: RefSeq, a predicted model, not a curated record